UUUCUGCAGCUUAAGUUGUCGAGGUUUCGUGCACGAUGACUGGUGGUGUACAUCGCUUGUCUGUCCAUGCCCACAUGGAUAUAUACGGGAUGCGUGGCUGAAAAAAGAAAGAAAAAAAAGAAGAAAAGGAAAGAAAGACAGAAAGAAAGAAAAAAAGAAGUGAACGAACGAACUCCCGUGGAUGCGACCGUGACUUCCCGAGUCUGGAUACUGGGGAGAUUUCAAUAUCCUCCUCUAUGAUACAAACCUCACCUUUUCAGCCUGGAGAUCCAUUUAGGAGUCUGUACAACGUUUUACUUCUGAGCGCACUUGUCUGACUCAACGAUGAGCUCCGGUGGGAAAUACUGCGUGUUUUUGUUCUUGCUUAAAAGUAUCCUGUCGGACCCGGGAACCUCAAAUCAAGUGAUCCUGUUGGACACUACAACAGUGCUGGGAGAACUGGACUGGAAGACCUAUCCUGUCAAUGGGUGGGAUGCCAUUACAGAGAUGGAUGAACAGAACAGACCUAUACACACCUUCCAGGUUUGCCACGUAAUGGAGCCAAACCAGAACAACUGGCUGCGGUCUGGAUGGAUCCAGCGGCAAGCUGCACAGAGGGUAUAUGUGGAGCUACGUUUCACACUUAGAGACUGCAACUCCAUCCCUUGGGUUUCUGGUACUUGUAAGGAAACCUUCAACCUUUUUUACCUGCAGACAGAUGAGCUGCUCCCUGAAGGGAUGCGGUUUCGGCCUACUGACUACGCUAAGGUGGACACCAUAGCAGCAGAUGAAAGUUUUACACAGACAGAUCUCGGAGAUCGAGUUCUUCGACUCAAUACCGAGGUCAGGGAAGUGGGCCCAAUCACACAGAAGGGAUUCUACUUGGCUUUCCAAGAUGUGGGAGCUUGUAUUGCGCUUGUGUCUGUAAAGGUGUUCUACAAACGUUGCCCCUCAACUUUAAGAAACCUGGCUGCAUUUCCUGAGACAGUGCCGCUUAUGGAAUCGUCCUCUUUGGUGGAAGUGAGAGGCGCAUGUGUGGAGAAUGCAGAAGAGAGGGAUACACCCAAAUUAUACUGUGGUGCUGAUGGAGACUGGCUGGUACCACUGGGUCGCUGUGUCUGUAGCAUUGGCCAUGAGGAGAUGGAUGGCUACUGCCAAGCUUGCAAGCCCGGCUUCUUCAAGGCGUAUGCUGGGAACACUAAAUGCUCCAAGUGUCCUCUACAUAGCUCUAGCCAUGACCAGGCGGCCACCAUCUGUCACUGUGAUAAAGGCUUCUACAGGGCUCUCAAAGACCCCUCAACCAUGGCUUGUACAAGGCCUCCAUCAGCUCCCAGGAACCUGGUCUCAUUGAUCAAUGACACAGCUCUCUUCUUGAAGUGGAUGCCUCCCAGUGAUACAGGGGGCAGGAAGGACAUCACUUACAACAUCCUGUGCCAGCGCUGUGGUGGAAGUGACAGCAGCAGUGUUGUGACACAGUGUGAGCCAUGUGAAUCUGACCUGCACUUCAUCCCACGACCACUUGGCAUUAGUGGUACCUCUGUAGCAAUACUGGACUUUGCAAUGCACGCUAACUACACCUUUCACGUGGAGGCUGUGAACGGGGUCUCUGGGCUGGGUAUGACCACACGCUCGCUGGCAAAUGUGACCAUCAAUACAUACCAAGCUGGUCCUGCUCUGGUGGGUGUAGUCAGAAAGGACUGGGCCUCUCAAAACAGCAUCGCCCUCUCCUGGUCAGAAGUGGAAAAGCCUCCCUCAGACAUAGUGGACUAUGAAGUAAAAUAUUACGAGAAGGAGCAAGAGCACCUCAGCUACUCAUCAACACGGACCAAAACCCCCAGUGUUGUGGUAACGGGCCUCAGACCCUCGACUGUGUAUGUUUUCUAUGUGCGAGCUCGCACUGCUGCUGGCUACACAGCGUUCAGCCCCAACUUUGAGUUUGCAACUGCAGCCGAGGAUCCUGAUAUUGCUGAUCAGGGUCAAGUUCUGGUGGUUGUCACAGCAUCUGUAGGAGGUUUCUCCCUUCUGGUUAUCCUUACCCUCUUCCUUCUAAUCACUGGACGGUGUCAGGGGUACAUUAAAGCCAGGAUGAAGUCAGAGGAGAAGAGAAGGACACGCUUUCACAGUGGACACGUCCCAUUUUCUGGAAUAAAGACCUAUGUGGAUCCAGAUACAUAUGAAGACCCCACUCAAGCUGUGGAGGAAUUUGCCAAAGAGAUAGAACCCUCUUACAUAUGCAUCGAGAGGGUGAUUGGUGCUGGCGAAUUUGGUGAAGUCUGCAGUGGUCGUUUGCGUGUGCCAGGAAGGAUGGACAUUGCUGUGGCAAUUAAGACUCUUAAGGGUGGUUAUAUGGACCAACAAAGACGAGAGUUUUUGCGUGAGGCCUCAAUCAUGGGGCAGUUCAACAACCCCAACAUCAUCAGGCUGGAGGGAGUGGUCACUAAGAGCCGACCAAUAAUGAUAGUGGUGGAGUACAUGGAAAAUGGAGCACUUGAUGCUUUCCUCCGAACACGUGAUGGUCAGUUCACCGUGCUGCAGCUGGUUGGCAUGCUGCGUGGCAUCGCAGUUGGUAUGACCUACCUUUCAGACAUGGGUUAUGUUCACAGAGACCUAGCUGCUCGCAACAUCUUGGUGGAUGAAAACUUGGUGUGUAAGGUCUCAGAUUUUGGCAUGUCCAGAGUUCUUGAAGAUGAUACUGAAGCAGCCUACACAGCUACAGGAGGAAAGAUACCAAUACGCUGGACAGCACCAGAGGCUAUUGCUUAUGGAAAGUUUUCUUCGGCUAGUGAUGUAUGGAGCUAUGGCAUUGUCAUGUGGGAGGUGAUGUCAUAUGGAGAGAGGCCCUACUGGGAGAUGUCCAAUCAAGACGUCAUUUUAUCUAUUGAAGAAGGCUACCGUCUGCCAGCACCAAUGGGCUGCCCUGUGACGCUGCACCAGUUGAUGCUGCACUGCUGGCAGAAGGAAUCUAGCCAGCGCCCGCACUUCAGUGAUGUGCUCGCUUUCCUCGACAAACUCAUAAUUAAUCCCAGUGGGCUGCUGAAUCUAGCCAAUGAUGUUCAGAGUUUUGCUGACUCCCCAGAUGAUAUGCCAGAUUACCCUCUUUUCAUCUCUAUUGGCGACUGGCUUGACUCCAUCAAAAUGAGCCAGUAUAAGAACAACUUCCUUGCAGCAGGAUACACGACACUGGAUUCUAUUUCAACCAUGAGUAUAGAUGACAUUAGACGUAUUGGGAUCUGUUUGAUUGGCCAUCAGAGGAGAAUCAUAAGCAGCAUACAGUCUCUUCGCCUGCAGCUUCACCACAUCCAGCAGAGUGGCUUUCAAGUGUGAGACCAUCGCACAGAGUCAGACUGUGUGGACACACUGAGCUGGAAACAACUUCCUUUGCAUCGUCAUUCAACUAAUUGCACAAAACACCAGACUGUUAGGUGUAGCAGGUACCACAUGAUGCUUACAUGAGAGCGCUCUGCUGCUAGAUCACAUGUGGUCUAGUAAGUACACACUCAUCAUCUUAUGGAUCAUUAUCAAUACAGCCUCCACAACAACCAACCUCUGGCGUUGGCCAAAUGCGGUCUCUAUUAUCUCAGCAAAUACUAGCAUUCACUUGAAUUUAGGACUUCUUUUCUCUAGUGUCUAUUCAAGUGUUCACCAAUACCUCUUCUCUUUCCAAGUGACAAUCCAAUGGUUUGUAUUGACUUUAAAUGGUCUAAAGUUUGUUACCUCAUGACCAGAGAAGAUGAGGACAGGAAAAAUCAUUUGGUGAUGUGUGGUACAGUGUGUGACUUUAAUAACUACCUUUCCAGCUGGUUUAUGAAACACUUCACUUAAAAUAAAGAUUGACCGGAUGGUAAAAUACAAUCAUGUUUUUUGAACUGAAGACCGCUGAAUGUCAAAAGAUUUUAUAGAAAUGUAUGUUCUCUCUUCAUGAUGAUGAUGAUGAUGAUGCA
Messenger RNA from Archocentrus centrarchus (flier cichlid), 3920 nucleotides. RefSeq names its product ephrin type-A receptor 6-like. Gene Ontology annotation, cellular component: plasma membrane; dendrite. The transcript has 20 exons. Gene Ontology annotation, molecular function: protein binding; ATP binding; transmembrane-ephrin receptor activity. NCBI's taxonomy places the organism in Eukaryota, Metazoa, Chordata, Actinopteri, Cichliformes, Cichlidae. Gene Ontology annotation, biological process: ephrin receptor signaling pathway; axon guidance; protein phosphorylation. Bases 325 to 3303 code for a protein of 992 amino acids. The record is from RefSeq and is a predicted model, not a curated record.